Messenger RNA from Caenorhabditis auriculariae, 3347 nucleotides. Lineage: Eukaryota; Metazoa; Nematoda; Chromadorea; Rhabditida; Rhabditidae. The record is from the annotation of a GenBank genome assembly.
AUGGGACAUAAGAAAUUCGGACAUACGAGUGAAUCUCAAGUCACAAAUCCCGAGACCGCCGAAUUUCAGGUAUUUCCUAGAAGUAGAAUUUGUCCUGAUCGAAGUAUAUUUGAAGACCUACUCGAGAAUGAACCGCGAAGCAGCUGAAAGAGACACAAUGUACGACGAGGUGAGUCUGAAGAAGAAAGAUAUGAUUUCUAUGAUAAAUGCAGAAUACGCAGAAUAUAAAUGCAGAAUAUUUUGUGUUUCUCACAUUGAAAUUUCUUUUUCAUCUUUUUUUCAUGAAGAAAAAGCUUCAGUUAAUGAAAUAAAUUAUCCACGGAUAGUUUUCAACAAAUAACAACAGAAAAAAACUUUGAGGACGAUUUGAACGACCGUGUGGCGCGAAUCGCGACGCGAGACAGAGCCUCUGAGAAAAUGGGCCAACUUCUUCUCCGCGGCUUCACCAUGUUGGACGCCAGUUGCGACACUUGCCAUGUCAGCCUUCAUCGUCUCUUUUUUCAUCAAAGCAAAACUGUCAUGGAAGAUUCUUUGAUUCCAGACAGUACUGAUGGAGAAGGGCGGCGUGAGACUGUGUGUCAAGUGUGAGAUGGACAGAGAAACGAGUGGCGGCUCUCGGAUCGUCAGCGAAGUUCCUCUCGGUGAAAAUAAUCCGAUCCUUGAAUCUUCAUUUUGCUCUUUUGCAGAUGUCGGCUCUUCGAAAAAUCCAGUUGCCAUUCCGAAACAGACUGUCAGAAUAGAGGUUUCCCCAUUUCUUUAUAUUCAUUGAAGUUUUUUUUUCAAGUCAAUUCAAAUUAUUUUAAAUGUUUAUAAGAGAAAGGAUUCCGAAGAAAAAAAGGUGAUUCCUUAUCAAUAAGGAACUUAAUUUAGAGUAGAAGGAGAAUCAUCGCUCUCAGGAGAAAAAAGACUUGCCUGAAAGUUUGUCUCAUGCCCUUGGAUGCGGAAUAAAAAUGUUCAAUUGAUCUUGUUAUCUGCAACUUCUGAGCCGAGAAACGUAUUAUUACGUUGAGGCUGUCUGUAAAAUCUUAUCAUUGCAGCCUUCGUUUGAACUGAGCAUAUAUUCUAUAGAAGUUUCUUGCUGUUCAAGAUACUGCCAAGAUAUAUAGUACUAGUAGAAACGGCCUUUCGUCUCUAGAUCCUCAUAAAAUGCCGAUUAUAACUUUAAAUUUAUACUUCGCGUUAAAUCGCAAACCGCUACUCCCUGACGUCAUCCCUAUGACAUCAUCUUCAUUUACAAAAAUUCGCACACGCAGCCAUAUCAUUUUAUUCAUUUUUUUACGUUCCAAUUUAUAAAUUAGAUUCGACGUGAAAAACUUUUCCGGUCACAUGAGAAGCAGAAAAGAUAUCACACUUGAAAAUCCGCUUUUGAUUGGAAACUUUUUUUUUAUUCUUCUAUUUUCUUAUUUUUUUUAGAAACCUUUUGAAGGUUUGGAAUAUUCCUUGGCCCACGCUUACGCACAGUGUGCUCCUUUAAAUUUUUUUUUCUUUUUUUGGGAAAUACAUUUCACAGAUUUUUUCGCUACGCGUAUCAAGUUUGCAAAUCGUUUAGAGCUACCUGAUAGUGUUAUUAGUGUCCACGGUUAGAAACUAAAUGCCUUCUAUGUCAAGUAUUCAUUUAUUUGACGAAUUUUUUUCACUGUGGCUCAGUUUUUUUUCGAAGCGAGCCACAGUCGGCUUCGCGCUAUGCGCGCUCCGCCUCCGUGUGAAGCCUUAAAAACUAAGCCUAUUUUUCUUAAGUAAUGCAUGAACAUGUAGGUGCAGUUUUAAUGCAAAGGCGCAAUUCAGGCCCUUCCCAUUCUUCAAUUUUUUCAAUUUCAAUUUCAAUUCAAUUCAUUCAGUCUUCAGAGUAAGAUGAAGAAAAAUCUCUGCUGAAUCAUGGUAUAAUGGAAGAGUUAGUCGUCGGCGCGGGUUACGGUCCACAAUUGUUGUCCAAUACGUCCCGGAGUGACAGCUAGCGUUGGGAAAUAAUUUUUGGCCCGUUAGUAGUACCAGCGAAUAAACUGCUUCACCAUGUUGGAACAGUACGGCGCCCAGCUUGUCCAGGGCUGACGGGCGUCGGAAUAUUAUCCCAUGAGAGAGCGGCAAAGAGACCGACCAGUCGACGUGUUGAAAUGAGAUAAUAAUAAUCUACUGAAUCAUGUUCACGUGAAUAAAAUGAAUAUAUAGCCAAAUAUUUCAAUUACGCUUAUUUCUUGUGUUACGAAUGAUGUCAUGAAAUGACGUCAGGGAGUAGCGGUUUGCGAUUUAACGAAAACUUUUUUGAAAUACUCUCACGUGUUUGUCGAAAAUUCUCCUGAUUUACAAGAAAAGUGUGUGAGGUGAACAUCGCAUAUCUGGUCCAAAGUUUGGGGUAGAUAGUCCUAGGUAUGAGUACUCGGAAAUGAAAAAAAAUAUUUGCUAAGCGUCUCGGGGUACUGAGAAAUAGCCUGUCGAAAGUGUACUGAAAAAGCUCAAAAACAGAUUUUCGACUUCCAAAUUGUCUACUAUCAUUCACUAUAUUCUAAGAAACACGAGAAAACAACCUUUUCUUCAGAAAAACCAAAGAAUUUGAACGAGAAAACAACCUUUUCUUCAGAAAAACCAAAAAUUUGUUUUCAAGCUCUUCCUGUACUUUUCCACUAGGCUAUUUCUCAGUACCAUAUGCCGCUUAGCAGAUGUUUCAUUUCAUUUUCCAGUACUCAUAUUAGGACCACCUACCGCAGAAGUUUGGACCAGACCUGCGAUUUUCACUUCACACACUUUUUAGUUAGAUAUCGGUACUUCAUAAAAUAUUUGUGUAACCGAUUUAAGGCAAGGGUGACGGAUGCUCCGAAAGACUGGGCGACGGCGGUCGAAGUAGAAGAUCCUCCGGUCGAGCCGCGGCGGCUCAACUACCAAGCUCUGCGCGCCUCAACAAGCAGAAGUCAACCUAGAACUGCACAUCAGAGUAUUGCAGCUGUAAGUUGAAGAUUCAAUUUUUUGGGAGCAAGAUUUAGGGGAAGGUCAUGAUAAUCAUCACUCGUUGAGGAAAAAAGGAAACGUUGCCGGAAAGUUUGUCUCAUAACCUGAAUGGCCUAAUAUACAUACAUUUUCAAUUUAUUUUAUUUCCUGCAACUUAUGAACCGAGAACAAUAGAAUAUCAUCCACAAUAUUGUUACAAACUCACAUGUCUGGAGUUUCAGAAACCCCCAAAAGUUCUUGAAAUCGCUGAGCAAGCGACAGAGGUGCUCAGCCGUAAGAUGCAGAAGGUAUUGGCCGAUUUGGAGGCGUCCGAUUCCAAUUCAGAGGUCAUCGAGCUCGCCUCCGUCCUCAAUUCUCUUGUUUUCACUUUAACGUGUAUUGAAUCUUUGAAAAAACCAUCCCAAUAG